AUGUCUAGUCCGUUUAAUAUUCGUCCUAAAUUCUCAACAGUUGCAAUCCGUAACCUUUUGGCGCGCGCGGCUAAAAAAUCGGGAGGACCACCACCAGGAACUCCAGGAUACCAAAGUAGUAAUAUCACUGACACGCGAUAUCAAGUAAUUAAAAGGAUCCUCUACGAAACUCCAAAACCCGAACUUCCGCCGAUGACCGAGGAAGAUAUCGAAAGACACAAGACCAUUGAAAGAGCUUGGAAAUUAUUUAUGCGAAAUCAACGUGAAAAACGUGACGCCGAAAUGGCUGCCAAGUACAGAAUGUUAGACAAAGCAAAUAGAGAGCUAGAGAAAUUACCAUCAAGAUUGUUUGUCCAAGCUCAAAUGGGAAACAAGACCACGUUAUUUCCGAAGCAGAUGAAAGUUCCGACAGAAACUCCCCCUCUAAAAGGUUGGAAUAAUGAUUUUAAGUCAUCCUAA
Messenger RNA from Acaulospora morrowiae, 459 nucleotides. Lineage: Eukaryota; Fungi; Glomeromycota; Glomeromycetes; Diversisporales; Acaulosporaceae. The record is from the annotation of a GenBank genome assembly.